Molecule: messenger RNA, 1923 nt
Organism: Zophobas morio
Lineage: Eukaryota; Metazoa; Arthropoda; Insecta; Coleoptera; Tenebrionidae
Product: phosphoglucomutase-like
Exons: 7
Coding region: 126-1814 (562 amino acids)
Biological process (GO): carbohydrate metabolic process
Cellular component (GO): cytosol
Molecular function (GO): magnesium ion binding; phosphoglucomutase activity
Source: RefSeq, a predicted model, not a curated record
UAACUUGACCUCUUUGACAUUGAAAGUUCAAAUUUCAAGAAAUCGUAAAGAUUAAAAACGAGCUUAGAGCUAGAUUAGACUGAAUUACGCACCAUAGACGCGUUUUAACCUAACCAAGGCCGACAAUGAGUCUCACUUCUGUCGUUAUUCCCACUACGCCCUUCGAGGGGCAGAAACCCGGCACCAGCGGGCUACGCAAGAAGGUCAAGGUGUUCAUGGAGAAGAACUACACUGAGAACUUCGUACAGUGUAUUUUGGACGCCUUGGGGGACAAGCUCAAGGGGGCGACGCUCAUCGUAGGCGGCGAUGGAAGGUACUUUUCGAAGCAGGCGAUUAAUAUAAUUAUUAGGAUCGCGGCGGCUAAUGGGGUGGCCAAGUUGAUCAUCGGACAAAGGGGGAUUUUGUCGACGCCUGCCGUGUCUUCGCUGAUCCGUACACAUAAAGUGUUAGGGGGGAUUGUUCUGACGGCGUCGCAUAAUCCCGGGGGCAUCAGGAACGACUUCGGGAUUAAGUUUAAUAUUGAGAAUGGGGGCCCGGCGCCUGAUAGCUUCACGGAUGCGGUGUACGAGCUCACGAAGAAGAUUAGUCUGUAUAAAUUCACCCCGGAUUUGGACUGCGAAUUUUCGCAGACGGGGACCCAGACUUUCGAGGUCGACGGGAGGCAAUUCGUGGUGGAAGUCAUAGAUUCUUCCGAUGAUUACGUUACUCUGAUGAAGGAGAUUUUCGAUUUUGGGAAACUGAAGGAGCUGAUUCGGGGGGAUGGCAACAGGCCGCCCUUCAACGUGUUAAUUGACUCCAUGAACGGGGUCACUGGUGUCUACGUGACUCGAAUUUUCGUGGAAGAAUUAGGAGCCAGCCCUGAUAACAACGUCCGUCGAAUAAUCCCCCUGGACAACUUCGGGGAGAUCCACCCCGACCCCAAUCUCACCUACGCCAAAGACCUCGUUGACAAGGUCAAAGACGACACCACCUACGACCUGGGGGCCGCCUUCGACGGAGACGGGGACCGCAACAUGAUCAUCGGAAAGCACGCCUUCUUCGUCACCCCCAGCGACAGUCUGGCUGUGAUCGCCAACAACCUGGACUGCAUUCCGUACUUCAAGAGCAAGGGGGUCCACGGCUUCGCUAGAUCCAUGCCGACGGCGGCGGCGGUGGACCGGGUCGCCGCCAAGCUGGGCAAGGAGAUGUUCGAGGUGCCCACCGGGUGGAAGUACUUCGGGAAUCUGAUGGACGCCGGGCGGCUGUCGCUGUGCGGCGAGGAGAGUUUCGGGACCGGCUCCGACCACAUUCGCGAGAAAGACGGCAUUUGGGCAGUCCUGGCAUGGCUGUCCAUCAUCGCCCACAAGAACAUGAGCGUGGAGGACAUCCUCACCGAACACUGGAAGACCUACGGUCGGAACUACUUCACCCGGUACGACUACGAGGAGUGCGACAGCGACGACGCUAACAAAAUGAUGGCCCACCUGGAGCACACCAUCGCCGACGCCGCCUUCGUCGGGAAGACCUUCACGGCGGAGGGGAAAACCUACAAGGUCAAGCAAGCCGACAACUUCUCGUACGUGGACCCCAUCGACAAGAGUUUCACCAAGAACCAGGGUAUUCGGGUGCUCUUCGACGACGGCUCCCGAGUGAUUUUCAGACUCUCUGGCACCGGCAGCAGCGGCGCCACCGUGCGCCUCUACAUCGACAGCUACGAGAAGGACAACGUCACCUGCAGCGCCCAGACCAUGCUGAAGCCCCUCAUCAACGUCGCCCUCGACAUCUCCCAACUCAAGAAGUUCACCGGGCGGGAGCAGCCCACCGUCAUAACCUAAACCCUUCCCCGUAGAGUGGUGGCAUUUAUUGUGAUCUUCGUUGCACAUUUUCGAUUGUUUUAUUUGUCUAUUUCUUUGUACAAAACUUAAUAAAUUACGGUAAAUCAAA